Messenger RNA from Caenorhabditis bovis, 420 nucleotides. The record is from the annotation of a GenBank genome assembly. NCBI's taxonomy places the organism in Eukaryota, Metazoa, Nematoda, Chromadorea, Rhabditida, Rhabditidae.
AUGAUGUUUGACGUGAACUGCGACAAAGGAUACGUGGAAUUUCUAAAAGAAGCAAAAAUCCUUCACAAAAAAAUGAAUGAUAUUCGACUAAUGCAAGAGAAUAAGUUUGCCAGAAUGAGCGGUUCUCUUAUCAGUGGCUUUGAAAAUAUUCGAGUUCUCCGCAUUCUUUCCAGCCUGCUUCGCGAAACAUGUAUGCUACAUGCAUGUGAACACGACAAUUUCAAUAUGGUCAUCCAAAAAUAUCGAGAUGUCGUUCGUAGUGUUGAAGAAGAACACCUAAAAAUUUUAAAAUCGGGUAUUGAUGAAGUUGGCGAAGAAGCGGAAUACGAGAUCAAAAUGGAAUUGAAUAGUGACAUCGCGGAGGAUCAGAGUAUUGGCGUUUACGCUUCAAGGUCGAAGCUAUUAAGGAAGUGUUGGUAG